GCCGGUCUCUCCUGCCACGGCUAGAGCCGCUAGACUACAAACACGAGCUGGUUAUUCAAAGAGAGAGAGAGAGAGAGAGAGAGAGAGAGAGAGAGUACCAAAUAUGGCGCAAUCAAACACUCUUCGCCAUCCACCCCACCAAUCCUUCCUCCUCAGAAACAACCGGAAUCUGACGCAUUAUAAUGUCAAACUCCGGAGACAAUCAGUCUCGGCCACGGCGGAGCUACAUCAGUCGCGUCCACCGCCGCCUGCAGGUCAGUCCAUUAAGAGCUCAUUGACACCGGAGAAGGAGGAGGUCCUCAAGUCGCUUAGCGGGUGGGUCGGGGAAACGAUCCUUCCACUACUAAAACCAGUGGAGAAAAUUUGGCAGCCGCAGGAUUUCUUACCCGACUCCUCCUUAUCGUCCGAUUCAUUCCUGGAGCAGGUAAGGGAGCUACGUGAUCGUACGUCAGAAUUGCCCGACGACUAUUUGGUUGUGUUGGUGGGUGACAUGGUCACCGAAGAGGCUGUGCCCACGUACCAGUCUUUUAUUAACCGACAUAACGGGGUUAAGGACGAGACCGGAGCGAGCCUCGACCCAUGGGCUCUCUGGAUCCGUGGUUGGACCGCAGAAGAAGAUCGACAUGGCGUCCUGCUCAGAUCAUACCUGUAUCUUUCCGGACGCGUCGAUAUGCGUAUGAUCGAGCGUACUGUUCAUUAUCUUAUUGCCAAUGGCAUGGACACAGGAACUGAGAACAAUGCGUACUUGGGAAUGGCGUACGUGGCCUUCCAGGAGCGCGCAACAUACAUGUCGCAUGGCAACACAGCCCGGUUGGCGAAGGAGCAUGGAGAUCCUGUGUUGGCACGCAUAUGCGGUACAAUCGCAUCAGACGAGAAGCGGCAUGAGAAGGCGUACGUAAAGAUGGUAGAGAAACUACUAGAGGUGGACCCCUCUUAUACCGUUGUGGGGAUUGCUGAGAUGAUGCGCAAGAAGAUCAUCAUGCCUUCGAAUUUGAUGUACGAUGGCCAAGACCCGUCUCUCUUUGAACACUUCAGUGCCGUCGCACAGAAGAUUGGUGUAUACACAGUCUCAGACUAUGCAGACAUAAUAGAGUUUUUGAUUGGGCAGUGGAAGCUAGAUAAACUAGAGGGCCUCAACAGCGAAGCUUGCGAAGCCCAAGAUUUCCUCUGUGGGCUGCCACCCAAGGUCCGAAGGCUACACGAAAUAGCUGAAAAGCGGUCCCGUAAAAAGGGUCCACAGAACUUGGGCUUCAGUUGGAUCUUCAACAAGGAAGUUACUCUCUAGAGUUCUAAACUAUUUAUCUUUUAUCCCAAAAAAAUAAAAGAGAGUUUUAUAUUCGUGAGUGUCAAUAGGAGUGCAAACAUAAAAGCAUCAAUCGAGAUAAGAUUUUCAUCUUUUAUAGGGGAUGAGGUGAUCAUUCACUCCAUACUGUAUGUGAGUGUCAAUGACUCAUAAGAGACUUUUUUUUUGGGAUAGAAUAAGAGAUUACUUACCAUAGAUAGGCUCUGUUUGGAUUUUGGAGUGGUUUUUUCUAGUGCUUUGGGUCAGAGUGGGGUAAGUUGGGAAGUGCCUCCAUUGUAUAUGUUUCCAUUUGGUAUGUUUGAUUAAUAAAAUUCCUAUAAAGUAAUUUAAUUUA
Messenger RNA from Macadamia integrifolia, 1637 nucleotides. RefSeq names its product stearoyl-[acyl-carrier-protein] 9-desaturase 6, chloroplastic-like. Gene Ontology annotation, cellular component: chloroplast stroma. Lineage: Eukaryota; Viridiplantae; Streptophyta; Magnoliopsida; Proteales; Proteaceae. The record is from RefSeq and is a predicted model, not a curated record. Gene Ontology annotation, molecular function: stearoyl-[ACP] desaturase activity. Gene Ontology annotation, biological process: fatty acid metabolic process. The coding region runs from base 104 to 1285 and encodes 393 amino acids. The transcript is spliced from 2 exons.